CGUUGCAGCCCACCCCACACCACCUCCACAUUUUAAACCCCGACGCCGCCGCACCAUUCAUCCACACGCCGCAACGCCAGCCCUCCUCCAAACCUCCCCGUCCCCAUCUCGGCAUCUCCACCUCCAUCCGUCAGCAAGCAAGCGAUCCCGUCCAAACCAUGGCCCUCCGCGCGCUGGACAACACGCUGCCGGCCGCCGUGGCGGACCAGCGGCCCAAGAAGGCCGCCAAGCUGCUCCCCACGCCGCCCGCCCGCUCCCCCACCGGCAGCGGCGUCAACGGCAACGGCAACGGCAACGGGAAGAAGCAGCAGCAGCAGCGCAACGACGAGAACUCGGCGCCGACGCCCAAGCCCGCGUCGCCGGUGGCUGCGGAGCCGGCCGUGGAGUACGUCCGGUCCGAGGACCUGCCGCCCGUGCCUAGCCCCAAGGCCCGCGCCGCCGGCCUCGUCGCGGGGCUCGACUCCAAGGACUGGGUCAAGGUCUGCGAGUCCCUCAACGACGCCCGCCGCCUCGCCGUCCACCACCCCGCCCUCCUCGCCCCCAUCCUGGAGAAGGUGGUGCUGGGGAUCGUGAAGACGAUGAAGAACCCGCGCAGCGCGGUGCUCAAGACCUCCGUGAUGGCCUGCGCGGACGUCUUCGCCGGCUUCGGCAACCUCAUCUCCUCGGCCUCCGCCGACGCGUUCGACAAGCUGCUGCUGCAGCUGCUGCUCAAGGCGUCGCAGGACAAGCGGUUCGUGUGCGAGGAGGCCGAGAAGGCGAUGCGCGCCAUGGCCACCUCCAUGCCGCCGCUGCCGCUGUUGAAGAAGCUCAGGGCCUACGUCCACCACGCCAACCUCAGGGUCCGCGCCAAGGCCGCCGUCGCCAUGGCGCACUGCGCCGCCAGGAUGGACGUGGAGACGAUGAAGGAGUUCGGGCUGCCGGCGCUGCUGCAGGUGGCCGCGGAGCUGCUCAACGACCGGCUGCCGGAGGCGCGCGAGGCCGCCCGCAGCAUCGUUGGCUCCACCCACGCCGCCUUCUUCAAGGAGGCCGUUGAGAAGGAGCAGGAGAAGAAGGCCGUGGCCAAGAUCGUCUCGCAGUUGCAGCCGCAGCCGCAGCCGCAUGAUCCACGCGAGAGUGAGCAGCUGGUGAGUGAUUGCUUGCUUGCGUGCGUGCGUGCUUCCAGGAACCGGAAGAAAAUCCUCCCCCAUCUUCUUCUUCUCCCUCCUCUUAUCUCCUGUCCCCGUCCGCAUUCCCGCACGUUCGUUCUUGUUCCUUUCUUGAUGGACGGGGGGCAGAGCGUCGCCAAGCGGCACGCCGCCGGCGCCGAGGAGGACCCUGACCGGCACCGCACUCCUCCUCCUGUCCAUGCGGCGGCGGAUGAUCUUGACGACGAUGGCGAAAAGAAGGCGUCUCGCCCCAGCAGCAGCAGCAGGCGGGUCGCCUCCCUCGACGUCUUCCGCGGCCUCACCGUCGCUCUGAUGAUACUGGUGGACGGCGCCGGCGGCGAGUGGCCGGUCAUCGGCCACGCGCCGUGGCACGGCUGCAACCUCGCCGACUUCGUCAUGCCCUUCUUCCUCUUCAUCGUCGGCAUGGCCGUCCCCCUCUCCCUCAAGAGAAUUCCAGACCGCGGCCGGGCCGUCAGGAGGGUGGUCAUAAGAACGCUGAAGCUGCUCUUCUGGGGGAUCUUGCUGCAAGGCGGUUACUCCCAUGCUCCAGAUGAACUCACCUAUGGGGUUGACAUGAAGCACAUAAGAUGGUGUGGUAUCCUCCAGAGGAUUGCCCUUGCAUACUUGGUUGUCGCAGUCAUAGAGAUCGCCACGAAAGACGCGAGGGUUCAGGAUCAGUCAAGCUCGGGCUUCUUCUCAGUUUUCAGGCUGUACCUGUCCCAAUGGAUUGUCGCAUGUUGCAUUCUUUUGAUCUACUUGUCCCUUGUUUACGGGGUUUACGUUCCUGACUGGGAGUUCACGGUGCGAAAUGUGGAUAGCCCGAACUACGGCAAAGUUUUAACGGUGGCAUGUGGCACAAGGGGAAAUCUGAGCCCUCCUUGCAAUGCUGUAGGUUACAUCGACCGUAAAGUUCUCGGCAUCAAUCACCUGUACCAGAAACCUGCAUGGAGGAGGCACAGGGACUGUACUGAUGAUUCCCCACAUGAGGGGCCUUUCAAAAGGGACGCCCCGGCAUGGUGUGCCUCGCCAUUUGAACCUGAAGGUUUACUAAGCUCAUUUUCAGCGGUGUUAAGUACGAUCAUUGGCGUACACUACGGGCACGUGCUUGUUCAUAUGAAGAGUCAUAUGGACAGGCUAAAGCAGUGGGUCACCAUGGGCGUAGCUCUCCUCCUCCUUGGAAUCAUUCUGCACUUCUCUCAUGCGAUUCCUCUGAACAAACAGCUGUACACGCUCAGCUACAUCUGCGUGACCGCCGGCGCCGCUGGCAUCAUCUUCUCCAUGCUUUACUUCCUUGUCGACGUCGUGCACCUGUGCUAUGUCUUCGCGCCGCUGCGGUGGGUCGGCAUGAAUGCGAUGCUGGUGUACGUGAUGGCCGCGGCGGGCAUCUUUGAGGGCUUCCUCAACGGCUGGUACUACGACGGGCCCAACAACACACUGGUUUACUGGGUGAGGAAGCACGUGUUCGUCCGGGUAUGGCACUCAGCCAGGGUGGGCAUCCUCCUCUACGUCCUUGUCGCGCAGAUCCUGCUCUGGGCGCUCAUCGCCGGCCUCCUCCACCGGGCCGGGGUUUACUGGAAGCUCUAGCCACCCAUGAGGGUAUUGGUGUCAUCAUUUGCUUGUGUGUUGGAAUUGUGCAGAAUGUGUGUAAGAAGACAAGGAAGGUGCAAAAGCAUUUCAACAUGAUCCCAAGCAGAAGCAUGACUAAGCUUCAAAAAGCUACAAGGGCUGCACCUAGUGAGAUGAGAUCUAUGGUUCAGAGGUGAAGCAGAAGCAGUAUAGCCUAUGGGACUAUGGGGGGAGAAUUCAUACAUAAGUAAUUAGCAAUCUAGAAUGUCACAUUUGUUAACUUAUGAUUAGCACAUUGUUAGCUUCUGAUCAUCCACAGUCUGAUCCAACUGUCCAGAAAUAUAAACUUGUAUCCAGUCUGAUGCAUGUAGUAAGCCAUCUUUGAUUUUCUGAAACUGUUCGCAAGGCAGAGGACUGUUAGGCAGAGACUAGUGUUACAAGCAAAUCCAAUGCCAGCCGAGUCAUCUUUCA
Messenger RNA from Hordeum vulgare subsp. vulgare (domesticated barley), 3182 nucleotides. RefSeq lists its product as uncharacterized. Lineage: Eukaryota; Viridiplantae; Streptophyta; Magnoliopsida; Poales; Poaceae. The record is from RefSeq and is a predicted model, not a curated record. The coding region runs from base 159 to 2729 and encodes 856 amino acids. The transcript is spliced from 17 exons.